Monascus purpureus is the source of this 1594-nucleotide messenger RNA. Lineage: Eukaryota; Fungi; Ascomycota; Eurotiomycetes; Eurotiales; Aspergillaceae. The record is from the annotation of a GenBank genome assembly.
UCAGGGGCUGUUAUUUCUUCUUGCUUCCUCUUAAAACCGGCUAAUUCCCCUUGGUAUGGUCUGUUCUUCGAUAUAUUCUGCGAUUUAUGCUGACGUCUGCUCGUGAACUUUCUUCAUUUCCCGCAGUCCCCCACCAAAGAUGGUUUUGGAUUAUAGUAAAUGGGAUUCCAUCGAACUGUCCGAUGAUUCGGACGUCGAAGUCCAUCCCAAUGUCGACAAGCGCUCGUUCAUCCGGGCAAAGCAAGCUCAGAUCCACCAGCAACGUUAUCAACGCCGCCACGAGAUCCAGACUUUGAAGUACGAGCACAUAAUUAACGAUGGCUUGAUAUCGCGCAUCGAUAAACUGCUUGCAGCACUACGCAAACACGAGGGUUCCACAGGGGAUCCAGGGGAAUUGGUCUUCCAGGUUAUUCUGGACUCUGCAAGUAACCCCGAUGAGGACAGGCCCCCCGCACCACCGGAAGGUGUUUACACCCAUGAAAAAGAACAACCAAAAUACUCGCAAAUGCUUGGUUCUCUCGUGGAUCAAGUCAAAAAGGAAUUUAGUGAGCCUGAGCCGGAAAAUCUCUGGCAGGCUUACAUCAAGGGCGUGCAAGGUCACAAGGACAAGGUGGAGGGGCUCCAGAAGGAAUUGUUGGAGAAGCUUGCCCAGCUUGAGAAGGAGGAACAUAGCAAGAUCACCACUGAUAUGCUACAUACCGGGUUUGACUCGUCGCAUGUGAAUAAAUCUACAGAUAAAGGGAAGGCACCUGCGAAACAGAAGACGGAGAGUGUCGAGUUGCUGAAUCCCUCAGCCGCUAGCCAGAGCGAGAAAUUGCCAGAAGACCUGGAUGAAGACGAUGACAUAAACGCAAGUGAUACUGCAAAGGAAUUUUCGAAGAUCAAACAGGGCGACUACCAGGCGUCGCUCCAAUUCAUCUCGGGGCACCCCGAAAUUGUGAAGGAUAAAGAGUGCGAUGGUCUACUGGCCGAGGCUUUCAGCGCCCAAGCUGAAGGCAAGGAGCAGUAUGCCCGCCAAUGCGUUCACCAAGGCCUACUGUUACGGUACUGCAGUCUUCUCGGCAAAGAUGGGACCUCUCUUUUCUUCAGACGUAUCACUACUCCAGGCCAUCAAUCAAUAACUACCUUCCUAAACGACGUCAAUGAAACAUACCAUAGAAUCAAGACUCGUGUCAGCGAAAUUGCAAAAGAAAGCUCCAACUCCGCCGGCGUGGAGCAGAUCCAGCUACACGCCGUCGACCCCAACACCAAGAUCCACAUCGUCAUCCCUCCAGAGAACAGUGAUGACCCAGAGGCGAUUGCAUCGCGCAAGAUCUUUGAGUCCUUCUCGCCGGCAAUGCGCAAGGCAUUGGAAUCCGAAUCAUUGGAUGAGGUCAACAAAGUCUUGGGUGAAUUGAGCGUCCCCGAAGCAGAGGAUGUCGUGGAGAAGCUGUCCGAGGGCAACAUCCUAAGCAUCGAGGAAGGUCUCGUCGACACGACUACAGAAGAAGGAAAGAAAAAGCUGGAGCAGCUAGAAGCUGAGGGUAAGAAGGGAACGGAGACAAUCGUGGAGGAAAUUGGAGAGCCAGGAGGGGAAGUGACUGAGCUGGACUGA